GAGACGCGACUGAGUCCACAGUGGGUGACACUAUGCACUGAUGCUCGUCCACAUGCAUGCACACGCAUCACUUUCGGCCACCCAAGUGUCCCUAAAGCAGCAGUACAACAGCGACAAAGUAACACAAGUGACCGGCACGAUGGAUGGACAUCAUAAAGACCGCAGAAUGACUCACUUGUGGAUAUUGACUAUUUUGAUAUUAGUCUAACCUCUUGUUUUUGCACUGGAUAACUCUUCCCCCCGAGCUGGAGCUUCUACUGCGGGAUUCUAUUUAUUUGCAUUUCGGAUCUUCCACCCGGCGGCAGGAUUUGUGGACGAAAAACUUCUAAGGAUACGCACAUCAAGCUCUAAAGGAUGGCCGUUAGGUUCACAUCUACCCUCGCAAUAGUUGUAACAUGUUUUACUCAGGUUCUGGGGUCAGGUGUGUUCGAGAUCGAUCUACAUCACUUUGAUAAUUCCAAAAGUUCGCUGGCCAGUGGAAGGAGCUGCGGCGUGAGCGGCUGCAGGACUUUUUUCACGGUUUGUUUGAAGAAUUUCCAAACGGUGGUGACUCCAGGAGGUUGUCUUUUUGCCAAGGCCAGUACACCUGUUUUGGGCACCGACUCGUUCAGCAUGCAGCCGGACUCCAGGUUGCGGUUGCCCCUCAACUUCAGCUGGCCGGGUGCCUUCUCUCUCAUUAUUGAAGCUUGGCAUUCGUCUGCAGAGGAGCCUGGAGAUACCACCCACUCUGAAUUGUUGAUUGGCUCUUUUGCCAUCCAAAGACAGUUGGGAAUAGGGAAUGAAUGGUCCCAGGAUGUGCAGAGCGGGACGCAGACGGAGCUAAGGUACUCAUACCGCUUCAUCUGCAAUGACAAUUACUACGGGGACACUUGUUCCAAAAUAUGCGCUGCCAGAGACGACCUUUUUGGCCACUACACCUGCAAGCCUGAUGGGCAAAUAGCGUGUCUGCCAGGAUGGAAGGGACAAUACUGCCAAGAACCGAUCUGUCUGGAUGGGUGCAAUGAAAAUAAUGGAAAUUGCACAAUACCUGGAGAAUGCAAAUGCAGAGAAGGGUGGCAGGGCGUCUUUUGUGAUGUGUGUAAACUGCACCCAUCAUGUAAACAUGGUACCUGCACUGAGCCGUGGGAGUGCGCCUGUAAGGAAGGCUGGGGGGGUAUCCUUUGCGACCAGGACCUGAACUACUGCACCCACCACAAGCCGUGCGCCAAUGGGGCCACAUGCAUGAACACGGGCCAGGGAAGCUACACCUGCGCCUGCCUACCGGGCUUCACUGGAGUCAACUGCGACUCGGAGGUCAGGGAGUGUGACAGACGGCCCUGUCGCAACGGAGGCAACUGCUUAGAGACAGAGACUGGAUACAGGUGUGAAUGUCCACUCGGCUUUACCGGGCCGCGCUGUGAACAACGUACGCUGACGUGCAAGGACAUGCCCUGCUUGCUUGGCGGCAAGUGUAAAGAGACAGAGAGCGGUCAGAGUUACAUCUGCGAGUGUCCAGCGGGCUACACUGGACUUAACUGUGAGAAGAAAGUGGAUAAAUGCACCUCCCUGCGAUGCACCAAUGGCGGCCAUUGCGUGAUGAACGGCAACCUGCGUGCAUGCAGCUGCCGCGCAGGCUUCACUGGCCUCCGUUGCGAGAUCAACGUCAACGAGUGCAUCACCAAUCCCUGCGCUAAUGGCUCCACCUGCCAAGACCGCAUCAAUGACUACACCUGCUUGUGCUCGCCCGGCUACACCGGACGCCACUGUGAUAGGCCCACUGACCGCUGCGCCUCUUGGAUCUGUCUCAAUGGCGGCACCUGCACUGUCGGCACCAAAGGCCAGCCUUCCUGCCUCUGCCCCACCCAUUACAGCGGCCCUCAGUGCGGGUCUCCGCACGCGCCUUCAUCCAACAGUCCUAACACUGGCUGGGAGUCCGGCGACAAGCUCAACUGGGUGGCUGUCAGCUCGGGCGUCGGCUUGGUGGUAGCUCUGGUGCUCUCCUGUAUGGUCAUCGUGGUCAUGAAACAGGUGAAGAAGCAGAGAAGCAAACAGCAGGCUUCUGAGACCAUGAACAACCUUUCCAAGGCGGAUUUCCAGAAAGACAACGUUAUAUCCACGCUGGAGCUCAAGAAUAUCAACAAGAAGAUGGACUUGGAGGUGGAUUGCUCUAGCGAGAAGUUCAACCGCAAACACAUCAACCAUUUCCACACGGACUAUAAAACCUCCAUGGGGUACAAAGAUGAACAAUGCCUCCUAGAGAAAGAUGAAAACUGUGAAAAGAUGAUAGAACAUAAAAAGCAUCUGAGUAGAAUGUACAGUGAAAGGCCAGAAUGCAGAAUAUCAACAAUAUGUUCCUCCAGAGAGUCCAUGUACCAGUCCGUCUUUUUGAUAGCAGAAGAGAAACAGGAAUGCAUCAUUGCAACUGAGGUGUGAUAAAUGACAGACGUGACCACCAUUUCUUGUGGACUGUUUACAAGCAUGGGGAGGGACUGGGAUAUAUUUAAAUGCAAAGUUGCUGCUCUUGAAAACUUGAUAACUGGACGGAGCCCAAGCGCUCAACGAAUGCAAUAGCACUAAAGCUACUCAACUAUGGAAGAAUGUAAAGACUUUGGAACUGAACGUUGUUCAUCCGGAUGUUUGCGAUUUUAUUUCCGACAUCCGUGUUCAUCUGAAGAUAUGAGGCCUUGAGGCUCAUACCGUAUUUGCAUGUUAACGAGGGUAAGAGGACUUUGUUGAUGCGAUCCCCUCCGGCUUAUUGCAGCAAUCAACACAUGAAAGAAUGUGCAACAAGCGUGGAGGAGGAGUUGGCUUUUUGCCAUUUCCUUUGUGUCCCCUGACGAAAACAAAAACCUGCUCGUCUUCAAGGCGACUGAAAACGGUUCAUUUUUGGUGGUCAGGUUUGAAAAAACAAAAAAAAAUCACAGAAUGUCCAGAAUGCAGCCUCAAACGCAAAGCCUUAUAUAUUUCAGCAAAACAUUUUGCCCCCAGUCUUAUCUUAUCUUGAUUCCUUUGCACAGAAGGGCAAAAAAAGAUGCAAAGCGAUGCAACACAAGAAUUACAUGCAGGGAAACUCAUGAUAAGGCCUUGAUAAGUUUUGAAAUCUUAUGCAAACAA
Molecule: messenger RNA, 3093 nt
Organism: Hippocampus comes (tiger tail seahorse)
Lineage: Eukaryota; Metazoa; Chordata; Actinopteri; Syngnathiformes; Syngnathidae
Product: delta-like protein 4
Exons: 11
Coding region: 355-2412 (685 amino acids)
Biological process (GO): Notch signaling pathway; cell communication; multicellular organism development
Cellular component (GO): membrane
Molecular function (GO): calcium ion binding
Source: RefSeq, a predicted model, not a curated record